Molecule: messenger RNA, 3728 nt
Organism: Lampris incognitus (smalleye Pacific opah)
Lineage: Eukaryota; Metazoa; Chordata; Actinopteri; Lampriformes; Lampridae
Product: transcription factor IIIB 90 kDa subunit-like
Exons: 18
Coding region: 1-2139 (712 amino acids)
Biological process (GO): transcription by RNA polymerase III; DNA-templated transcription initiation; transcription preinitiation complex assembly
Cellular component (GO): transcription factor TFIIIB complex; nucleus; transcription preinitiation complex
Molecular function (GO): RNA polymerase III general transcription initiation factor activity; RNA polymerase III type 3 promoter sequence-specific DNA binding; TBP-class protein binding
Source: RefSeq, a predicted model, not a curated record
AUGAGCUCCAAGGUGUGUAAGAACUGCGGGUGCUCGGACAUCGAUGUGGACCAGGCCCGUGGCGACGCCGUCUGCAUGGGCUGUGGCUCUGUGCUGGAGCACAGCAUCAUUGUGUCCGAGGUCGAGUUCGUGGAGAACAGUGGUGGAGGCUCGCUGGCUGUGGGGCAGUUUGUCUCUCGAGAGGGCGGCGCAAAAGUCCCCAGUUUUGGAGACGGAUACUACACAGGUGUUGGGAAGGAGUCCAGGGCCCAAACCCUUCAGAAUGCGAAACGUCAGGUCAACGUGCUGGGCCACCAGCUGCAGAUGAACCAGCACUGCCUCGACACAGCCUUCAACUUUUACAAGAUGGCGCUAUCCAAGCACCUGACCCGCGGCCGCAAGUCCUCUCACGUCAUCGCCGCCUGCCUCUACAUGGUCUGCCGGACAGAAGGGACUCCCCACAUGCUCCUGGAUCUCAGCGAUCUCCUGCAGGUGAACGUGUAUGUCUUGGGAAGAACAUUCCUGGUCCUGGCCAGAGAGUUAUGCAUCAAUGCCCCAACUAUAGACCCCUGCCUGUAUAUUCCCCGUUUCGCCCAGCUGCUGGAGUUCGGCGAGAAGAACCACGAGGUUUCCAUGACAGCGCUGAGGCUUGUACAGAGGAUGAAGAGGGACUGGAUGCACACGGGCCGAAGACCCUCGGGGCUGUGUGGAGCAGCUCUCCUUGUUGCCGCACGCAUGCACGACUUUCACCGCACCAUCAAAGAUGUCAUCAAUGUUGUGAAGGUGUGUGACAACACGCUGAGGAAAAGAUUGACUGAGUUUGAGGAGACGCCCACCAGUCAGCUAACCAUCACGGAGUUCAUGACGACAGACCUCGACCACGAGUGCGACCCGCCUUCCUACACUGCUGGACUGAAGAAGAACAAAGAACCGCAGCUGUUGAUUGAGUUGGCGAAAAAGAUGGAGGACGUUGAAGAUGAAAUUGAGUGUUACCAGGAUGAGAUUGACACGGAGCUGGAGAGCUGCAGGCCCAAACUGAGAGGGGUUUACGCCGCCUAUGUCAAACAAGGUACACCACACAGACGGUUAUGUGUAGCAGACUGGCUCUGUAUCUCCAACGUGGCGGACAGCGAUGAUGAGGAUGUAGACGAGGAGCUGAAGGCCGUGGCCAAGCACUUUGGCAAAGAUGUGAGUGAUCUCACUCUGGAAGCCCUGAAGAAAUUGGAGGAAAGGGGGCCUGAGAAGGCAGGGGACGGAGACAAGGAGGAGGAGAGCUCACAGCAGCGUAAAGGUCCGUCGCUGGAGUCCAUCCUUGGCCCCAUGCCCACCGCAGCCAGCCUGGGCCUCUCGGAGUCACUCAACAACUGCAUGGGCGAGGAGAAGGAGAAUGACGACGGGGCUGCAGACAGCGGGGAGCUGGACCUGAGCGGCAUUGACGACAGCGAGAUAGAGCUGUAUCUUCUAGAUGAGAAGGAAAUAAAGAUUAAGACUGCACUCUGGAUGGCGGACAACCUUGACUACCUGAAGGAGCAGAAAGAGAAGGAAGCGAAGAUUGCGAAGGAGAAGGAGCUGGGGAUCUACAAAGAGAAGAAGCCCAGGGUCCCAAAAAAGAAACGAGACCCAAUCCGGGCCAGCACUGCAGACGAGGCCAUUGGGAAAAUGCUGGAACAGAAAAAGAUCUCAUCCAAGAUCAACUACGAUGUGCUCAAGGACCUCAACAUCAAACCUGCCGCCAGCCCGGCCCGCAAGGCUGAACCCAAGAGCGGAGCUGCUGCCAGGAGGCCGGCUCUCCGCAACCGCCGGCCUGCUCAAGUGCCGCCCAGCCUGGGCACGCCACUCAGCAGCCUGGGCAAAAGAUUGCAGCCCUUUGUGACGGGAGAAGCUGCCAAGAAGCUGGCUGUGGACCAGGAUGACAAUGCUACCCCCCUGCCGGUGCCCCUGCCGGUGCCCCUGCCGGUGCCUCCGCAGCAGCCCACCCUGCCGGUGCCCCCACAGCAGCCCACCCCCAGCUCUGUGGUGGUCGAGAGCGGACCUGUCACGUACGACGAUGUGGCCGCAGAUGAGGAAGAGGAGGAGGAAGAGGAACCCUGCGUCAGUGCCAUGCAGCUCAUGGGUGCCGAUGAUUACGGCUGUGACGGCGAUUACGAUGAUGGAUUCUAACGUUUAGACCUCGCGCUGGAUUGGUGUCUCCCAGCCGGUCCGUGCCAUUUUGCAUCCCUUCUUGAACGAAACCCAACACUUGCUCACAGGGACACCCAAUGGCUGACACGAAGCCACCGCAGAUGAGAACUGUUACUCCCCGCCAGGGGAAAGCGGAGGAUCGGAUGAGCUAAUGAGGAAGUCUUAUUUAACUGUCACUUGAACGAGGUGGGGAGGCGGCGACCUGCCAUUUGAGGUGAAUGGUAGAAGUGUGUCCAAAAGGCAUUCAAGUGCCCGGAGCAAAACCCCCCCCCAAAAAAAACCCCAAACCUUGAAAAGUUCAAACCCUGUCUCCAAAGGCCAGUCCCAGGUGGCAGGAUGGACUCAUUGGAAAGAACAGAGGAGUGACCUCUGGCUAACAUAGCUGUUAUUUUUGGCCGGCGUGUGAUGCCUUAAACUCCCAGCAACUGUGACCUAGCUGGAUGGAAAAAAACAUCUUUCCCACUUCGGUUUUGAUUAGGGUUUUUUUUUUUUUUUCAGGAUGGCACAGUGAGACCAGAAGCUGAACAAAUGACCGAAGACUAAGCCUUUCUUCAUCAUCAUGCACUUAAGCAACCGUGACCCUUAAGAUGUUCGACCGCCUCGAGUGCCGUCUGAUACUCUAGUUCACCCUACACUCCUGUCCACACUAGUCGUAGCUUUUAACAAGUAAUGACCCGUAUUUAAAAACAAGCACCGGACGGCCGAACGUCAACUCCGUCAGAUGCGCUCGUCUAUAACGGCGCCGAGGGCAUUUGUCGCGGCGGCGGCGGGAGACUCUGGUAGGACUGAUUGUAACACGACCCGAGUCGUCACGUCGGUAUUUAUCUAACGUCUUCUCAGGCGAGGGUUUCGCCGAAGCCAAAGUAUUGCUUAACGUUGCCUUUGGAACACUAUAUUCGCUGCAGUCCCGGUGCCCAUGUUUGCCAAGAUGUUAUUACAUCCAGAGAACUGUACCGAGAUGUUGUUCCUCUCUGUCAGAGCUGCAGGAGUAUGAUUCACCCUGUACCAUGUUACGAUGGUUUCUGUUCAGGAAUUUGUUUGAGUCUGUUUAAUCCAGUGUAGUUAAUAUAUCAACAUUUAUACUGCCUUGUUUUUCUGUUGGUGUUAUCCUGGAGGAUUAUGUCCCAUCGCAGGUCAUGAAGGCGUUUCAAGCUGGUACACAAUCAUGAAGGCGUUUCAAGCUGGUACACAAGUGGAUGUGGUUCAGGGGCCUGAUUUUUUUUUUUAUGAAUGUGGUGGCCCAGCUGCAGAUAAGCUUUAUAAUUACUUGUGGUUUUUAAGUUGGACUGAUUCUGAGGCGUGAUUGUGGCCCUUUUCACUGUGUCGACAACGAGUAUUUAUCGAGGCGUCCGGCCGACCUCGCGGUGCCUCCGAGCUGCUGCUACAGAACCAACAGCGCAUUACACCUACUACAUGUUGUGUGCAUUUGCUGCUACAGUAAAGAUUUGCGAAUGAAAACACAAGUGUGUGUUCUCGUCUGUACCUUCUGAAAUAACUGAUUUUACACAGGAUUCGAGCAUCUUCACAAGUACACGGUAUCCAUUGCUUCGUGUUAUUUCGGUUGAGCA